Cyphellophora europaea CBS 101466 is the source of this 912-nucleotide messenger RNA. RefSeq lists its product as uncharacterized. The record is from RefSeq and is a predicted model, not a curated record. Gene Ontology annotation, molecular function: cysteine-type deubiquitinase activity. Gene Ontology annotation, cellular component: cytoplasm. Bases 1 to 912 code for a protein of 303 amino acids. Gene Ontology annotation, biological process: protein deubiquitination; ubiquitin-dependent protein catabolic process. Lineage: Eukaryota; Fungi; Ascomycota; Eurotiomycetes; Chaetothyriales; Cyphellophoraceae. The transcript has 3 exons.
AUGAAUGGCGAGACUUUUGAAAAUUGGACAGGAUGGGCUGAACUAGAGAACGACCCAGCCAUCUUCUCCACCCUACUCAGAGAAUGGGGGGUUCCGAGCGUGCGGAUACAAGAGGUUUUCGAGCUGGACAGUUUAUUUGAUAUGCCGCCAGACAACAUCUUUGGCCUUGUUCUCCUCUCGCGAUGGACGGCACCAGAAGAAGAAAACAAGCACCAGCUUACCACGGCACCUUCAGAUCUGUGGUUUGCCAACCAGAUUUCGUCCUACUCAUGUGCCUCUGUGGCAAUCAUGAACAUCAUCAACAAUCAUCCGAGCAUCAAUCUUGGGCCUGAACUCAAUGCUUUCCGCAACCAAACAAAAAAUAUGUCUCCAAAAGAUCGUGGACUGGCCCUCGAUUCCUUCGAGCAUGUGCGUGAGAAGCAUAACUCGUUUGCAACAGCCAUAGACAAGCUGACGGUUGACAUGUCUCUCAAAGAUGACGUGCUCAAGUACGAGCGCAAGAAGAGGGUGGAGGAAACAGCUACGACAAAUGGGAAGCGCCGCAAGCGCAGAAAAAUCACCAUGGAGCACGACGACCAAGUGAACGGCUUUCACUUUAUUGCUUACGCUCCAGUCCUCGCUUCAGCCUGGAAAAUGGACGGGAUGGAACCGCUGCCGCGCAAGAUUGCAGGUACAACGGCUGAGGGGAGCUGGCUGUUCGCUGCUGCCAGUGAUAUCCAGAGUCAGAUGGCCUCCGCGAUCGCGGAUGAGAUGGAAUUCUCGGUAUUGUCUCUAGUUCGGCGAACAGAUACAGAGGAUCAGAGCGCCGAGGCGGCGGACAUGCAACUGGCUCGAGAAGACUGGGGUCCGUUUAUCUCGCAUCUGGUGCAGCUGCAUGCAGAGAAAGGCGACAUCCAAGACCUGAUGAGGUGA